Saccoglossus kowalevskii is the source of this 1073-nucleotide messenger RNA. RefSeq names its product MOB kinase activator 2-like. Lineage: Eukaryota; Metazoa; Hemichordata; Enteropneusta; Harrimaniidae. The record is from RefSeq and is a predicted model, not a curated record.
CGCCAUCGAAAGCUUCUGUGCUAGCUAUUCAACGUUCGCCGAAAACACCACGGUUUCUUCUCCGAUGUAGUGAUCGUAUCGUUUGAUUGGUCACCUGCGAUUAUUCUGAGAUAAUUCAGGAAAGAUCUUGAGCCAUGGACUGGUUGAUGGGGAAGGCGAAGAAAAGAGAGAAACCACCAGUUGAAGAAAAAAAAUUGUACUUAGAACCAAAGUAUGCAAAUAUCAAAUUGGACAAUCUAGAUUUUUGUGAGACUGUUAAAUUACCUGAUGGAAUUUGCAUAAAUGAAUGGUUAGCAACAUUUGCUAUAGCGUUUUUCAACAACAUUAAUCUGCAGUACGGCUGCAUAUCCGAAUUCUGUACGCAGACUCUAUGCUCCACUAUGUCGGCGCCAAACUCAACGACUUACACAUGGGUCGAUGAAAAGGGCAAGAAAAGUAAAUGUACGGCCGCACAGUACGUGGAUUAUGUUAUGACAUCACUGCAGAAAUACAUCAGUGAUGAAAAUGUCUUCCCAACAAAAUACGAUGUUGUCUUCCCUGCAGACUUUGAAAGCAUCAUACAGAGGAUAUUCCGUAUGCUGUUCCAUGUCAUGGCACACAUAUACCAUGCUCAUUUUGAACACAUGGUUCUUCUAGACAAUGAAGCUGAUCUCCACUGUUUGUUUACGCAUUUUAUUUACUUUUCACGAGAAUUCAAUUUACUGGACAGCAAAGAGACUGUGAUACUCGAUGACCUCAUAGAGCUUUUAGGACUCAACUCUCAGAGCAAAUCGAAAGAGGAAUCUGUUACUGCAAAUGCAACGACAGCGAGGUAAAGGUUACCAGCAGGACAUUAUCAAGAAUGACUAUGCUUCUGCAUCUAUAAUAAUGGUUGUGCUGUGCCGCAUGUAUGACCUCUAGAUAUGGACGAAUACAAACAAUGCAAUUGUAACAACACCUACCGCAUAAAUUUCAAUGUAAUGAAUCUCAGUCUACAAAUACAAAACUCAUUUCAACGGUUAAAGAACCUUGCGCAUCUUGAAUGCAACUUUAAAACUCUUGUUGUUCUUCUGUGCAGAAUUCCUAACUCCGUC